AUGUCCGAGCGAAAAGUCCUAACGAAAUACUACCCCCCCGACUUCGACCCGUCGGCGAUAACCCGCACACCCAAGCACCUCCGCUCCACCGGCCCAAAGGUCAUAACCGUCCGGCUGAUGGCCCCCUUCUCGAUGAAAUGCACCUCCUGCGGCGAAUACAUCUACCGCGGACGCAAGUUCAACGCACGGAAAGAAACGACGGAGGAAAAGUACUUCUCGAUCCCGAUCUACCGCUUCUACAUCCGCUGCACGCGAUGCAGCGGCGAAAUCACGUUCCUUACGGACCCCAAGAACAUGGAUUACCGCGCGGAGAAGGGCGCGAAGAGGAACUUUGAGCCGUGGCGCGAUUCGAAGGCGGAUAAUGCGGACGAGACAGAGCAGGAGGUUCUCGAUCGGUUGGAGCGCGAGGAGGGUGAGGAGCAGGAGCAGCUAGAGCGCGAUAAGAUGGCGGAGCUGGAGGAAAAGAUGCUGGAUUCGAAGAGGGAGAUGGCGAUUGCGGAUGCGUUGGAUGAAAUUCGGACAAGGAAUGCAAGGAUCGAGAGGAAUGAGGCGCUGGGGGAUGAAGCGGCGCUAGCACAUGUGCAGGACCAGGUUGAUGAGGAGGCGCUGAAGGCUCAGAGGGAGGAUGAGGAGGCGGCGAGGAAGGCGUUUAUGACGGAAACGGGUGAGAAGGUCAAGAGGUUGGUGGAGGAUGAGUCGACGCCGGAGCAGACUCCGGUUCCAGCGCCGCCUCCAUCUUUCGCUCGUGUCAAGAAGGCGAAGAAGCCAUUGCCGAACAGCCUGGGCAUUAAGAAGAAGGCUAAGCCUUCGCUGGUAUGA
Molecule: messenger RNA, 819 nt
Organism: Aspergillus mulundensis
Lineage: Eukaryota; Fungi; Ascomycota; Eurotiomycetes; Eurotiales; Aspergillaceae
Product: Saf4/Yju2 family protein
Exons: 2
Coding region: 1-819 (272 amino acids)
Biological process (GO): mRNA splicing, via spliceosome
Cellular component (GO): U2-type catalytic step 1 spliceosome
Source: RefSeq, a predicted model, not a curated record